This is a messenger RNA of Gossypium raimondii (Peruvian cotton), 1409 nucleotides long. Its product is annotated as plant cysteine oxidase 2. The record is from RefSeq and is a predicted model, not a curated record. Gene Ontology annotation, molecular function: oxidoreductase activity, acting on single donors with incorporation of molecular oxygen, incorporation of two atoms of oxygen. NCBI's taxonomy places the organism in Eukaryota, Viridiplantae, Streptophyta, Magnoliopsida, Malvales, Malvaceae. The coding region runs from base 373 to 1221 and encodes 282 amino acids. The transcript has 5 exons.
AUCCAUAGUUUUCUUUGCUCCUUCAUAUAUUUAUAUAUAAAAUAUUCCAUAAACUAUAAAAGCUUUUUCCCAGUGUUCAUGGCCCCUAGUUUUGCAAUCUCUCCCACCCUUAUAUAUACCACCUUCUCUCCCUACAGUCUUUCCCUACAGUCUUCUACACUCUUUUCACAUAUUUCCACAAUUUUCUUUUGACACUUCAUUAUGUCUUUUGCCAAUAUCAAAGCUUAUCUUCUUGAUUCAAACCAACCCAUUUACACUAAUCUGUAUUGAAAACCCUUGAAAGGCUUGCUUUUUCUUCGUGGGAUUUUUGUGUUCUUUGUUGGGUUUCUUUUUUUGUUUUUCUUGAGUUUUAAGACUCCGGGGUUUUGUUGAAUGAAAUCAAGCUUUAUGAUGGUGGAUGGUGGUGGAUUGAUGGAUCAAAGGAAGGGUAUUAUGAAAAUAAGACAUGUAAACAACAAGGUGAGAUACGUUAAGAGACCAAUCAAGAAGAAGAAGAACAGAUCAUCAUACAGGGAAAGAAAAGAUCCUAAAGUGCUACAAAAGCUGUUUGAUUCAUGUAAGGAAGUGUUUGAAGGCCCUGAAACUGUUCCAUCUGAUUCUGAUGUCAACAAGCUAUGCAGCAUUCUUGAUGAGAUGAAGCCAAAACAUGUGGGGCUUAGCAAAAACAUGCAGUUCUUCAAAUCUAAGAGUGUGGAGAAAGGAACUCCAAGUGUUGCAUAUACACCCAUUUACCAAUGUGAUGAGUUCUCGCUUUGCAUUUUCUUUCUUGCAGCAAAUGCAGUCAUCCCUCUCCAUAAUCAUCCAGGGAUGACUGUUUUCAGCAAGCUUUUGCUGGGAGAUUUGCAUAUAAAGUCGUACGAUUGGGUGGAUUCUAUGCCGCCACCUGAAUCCCAGCCGAGAUUGGCAAGGUUGAAAGUCGAUAGCGUGUUGAAAGCGCCAUGCAAGACCUCAGUGUUGUAUCCUACAACAGGAGGUAACAUCCAUGAAUUUAGAGCCGUAACACCAUGCGCGGUGCUCGAUGUUCUCGGCCCUCCUUACUCUAAAGACGACCGUGAUUGUUCUUAUUACAAAGAGUUGCAACACUCGGCUUUGUCAAAUGGAGAAAGUAGUAGAGUGAAUGAAGGAGGAAGUGAUUAUUUGAGAUGGUUGAAAGAAAUUGAAGUGCCCCAGGAUUCACACAUGGAGAGAAUUGACUACUGGGGUCCUCAGAUCGUAGAUUAGGAUCUACGUUAUUACAAACAUAUUUCUACUUAAUCUUUGUUAAAUAUUAAAAAAAUGUUAAUUAGCCACUGGUGUAAUGAUAAUACAAGAGUUUACAUUGUCAUUAUUAUGUUGUUAGUCGAUAACUAAUCUACCUUGGAUGUUUUUUAUUUCUUUAUCUUAUAAAAGCAUUAUAAAAUUAUAUCAAA